This is a messenger RNA of Peromyscus eremicus (cactus mouse), 4982 nucleotides long. RefSeq names its product leucine rich repeat containing 14 (gene Lrrc14). Gene Ontology annotation, cellular component: cytoplasm. The transcript has 3 exons. Bases 599 to 2080 code for a protein of 493 amino acids. The record is from RefSeq and is a predicted model, not a curated record. Gene Ontology annotation, molecular function: kinase binding. NCBI's taxonomy places the organism in Eukaryota, Metazoa, Chordata, Mammalia, Rodentia, Cricetidae.
UUAGGCGGGCCUUGAACUCACCAAGAUCCACUUGCCUCUUGCCUCCACUGGUGCUGAAAUUGAAGGUGUACAACUCCAUGCCUAGCCCUUCUUUUUCUUUUGAGGAAGGAUUUCUGAGUCCUAGUUGUGACUUGGGCGGCCUAAAGUAUUACUGUUGGUCCCCGCAGGGCAACAACUGUGCAUCACAAGGCCACACAUAGACAAGCAGGUUAUUGACAGUGCUCUACUGUUCAUGUUCUGCUGGACGGUUUGCUUUUCCUGUGCUUCUGGGGUAUGGACUCAUCUUCUGUCCACUCUGCACAGCUCUAAGAACGUACUAGGGAUUACUCCUGCCAGGAGUGAUGGCACCGGCUUGUAAUCCCAGAAGAGGCAGGAGGUUUGCUCCAAGUCCCAGAUAAGCUUGGGCUAAACAGAGAGACCCUGUCUCGAACCAAAGAAGUGUUCUUUUGUGCGACUCUCCUCUACUAACUGUCAACUCCAGGCCAGACAACACGGUGGGCUUUUGUAGCACGGAUAAUGUGGAGAGGGUGUGGCCUGAUAUUGUCUUCCCUAAUGAAGAUCCCUCUCCUGCAGGUGGCCGUCUGCCCAGUCCAGCACCAUGCACACACUUGUGUUCCUCAGCACACGGCAGGUACUCCAGUGCCAGCCAGCUGCCUGCCAGGCCCUGCCCCUGCUGCCCCGAGAACUCUUCCCCCUGCUCUUCAAGGUGGCCUUCAUGGACAAGAAGACGGUUGUACUGCAAGAGCUGGUGCACACAUGGCCCUUCCCACUGCUCAGUUUCCAGCAGCUGCUGCAAGAGUGUGUCCAUUGCAGCCGAGCCCUGCUGCAGGAGCGGCUCAGCACAGAGAGCAUGCAGGCUGUGAUCCUGGGCUUGACUGCCCGGCUUCACACUCCAGAAAAGGAGGCUGGCACGCAACCCCUUUGCAGGAAGCAUGCACUGCGGGUACUGGACAUGACUGGUCUUCUGGAUGACGGUGUGGAGCAGGAUCCUGCAACCAUGAGCAUGUGGGACUGCACAGCAGCUGUAGCCAGAACGUGUAUUGCCCAGCAGCAGGGUGGGACUGCUGAGCCAAGGCUAUCACCGGCCCCUGUGGAAGUUCGUGUAGACCUGCGGGUCAACCGGGCCUCCUACACAUUCCUUCGUGAGGCACUCCAGAGUAGUGUGGACAGCCCACUGCGGCUCUGUUGCCGGGACCUCCGGGCUGAGGAUCUGCCCAUGCGCAACACUGUGGCCCUGCUGCAGCUUCUAGAUGCAGGCUGUCUACGCCGUAUAGACCUGCGCUUCAAUAAUCUGGGCUUGCGUGGCCUGUCUGUCAUUAUCCCACACGUGGCCCGCUUUCAGCACCUAGCUAGCCUGAGGCUGCACUAUGUGCACGGGGACUCGAGGCAGCCUUCUGUGGAUGGCGAGGACAACUUUCGCUACUUUCUGGCCCAGAUGGGCCGCUUUAUCUGUCUUCGGGAGCUCAGCAUGGGCUCUUCUCUCCUUUCAGGCAGGCUCGAUCAACUGCUCAGCACCCUGCAGAGCCCCCUGGAAAGCCUAGAGCUGGCCUUCUGUGCACUGCUGCCUGAGGACCUCCGCUUCUUGGCUCAGAGCUCCCAUGCUGCCCACCUCAAGAAGCUGGAUCUGAGUGGCAAUGACUUGUCAGGGAACCAGCUGACACCCUUCCAGGGGCUGCUGCAGGCUGCCGCGGCCACGUUGCUGCACCUUGAGUUGACUGAGUGCCAGCUUGCUGAUGCCCAGCUGUUGGCCACACUGCCCACCCUGACUCGAUGUGCCAGUCUCCGCUACCUUGGUCUCUAUGGCAACCCUUUGUCUAUGGCAGGACUUAAAGAGCUGCUUCGGGACUCUGUGGUGCAGGCUGAGCUACGCACUGUGGUGCACCCCUUCCCUGUGGAUUGUUACGAGGGCCUUCCUUGGCCACCACCUGCCUCAGUCCUUCUGGAAGCCUCCAUCAAUGAGGAGAAGUUUGCCCGAGUAGAAGCUGAGUUACACCAGCUGCUGUUAGCUUCAGGCCGUGCCCACGUGCUCUGGACCACAGACAUCUAUGGGCGCCUGGCUGCUGACUAUUUCAGCCUCUGAUCUCCAGGGUCCUGAUGAGGGCUAGGACGAGAGCCUUUGGGACUCUGCUGGAGGCCCGACACAAGGCUUUCUUAGGUUCUCUGCAGUUUGCCUUGCUCCUGGGUGUACCUUGAGUCACCCAUGUUUUGCAGUAUCCUUCACCUGCUCCCACUGCCUGACCGACUGUUGGUAUCUUAGGACUGUACUCCCUCACCCUGUGUGGCUGCACUUGAUGGCUCUUCGGCGUUGCAGCCUCUCUGCAGAAAAGAGUCCCUGGGUACAUCCCGUGCCCUUAGAAGGAGUGCAGUAGAUGAGGUAGAGAUUAGGAUGAUCUGCUUUAGGGAGUCUUGGGAGUACCCCAUGUGGUCUGGGGCCUCAUGCUGUGUAUCCUGUCUGGCACCUGAGGCACCCUAUUACCCGACUCUGUGGGGUGCGAGCAAGGUACAAAGGUGCAGUUUCUGGAACUUGAAUCUAUGGGCUUUUUGUGGUGUGUGUGUCCUGACUGGAUAGGAAAGACUUGCCUACAUUUCUGGUGUUGCCUCAUCAUGGCAAGUUGCCAAGCAUCAUCCAAGCUACUGCCCCGCUUCCUCACUGUUAUCACACUAGUCCUACUGUCCAGAGCCAGCGUGGACUGCCGGAGCUGGCGUCUGGGGACACCUUAUCCACGGCCCCUAUCACCCACAGACCCCCGAUUCCCGACCUGACAACCCCAACACACUCCGCUCUGUAGCGCGAUUCCCGACCUGAAGGCCCCCACACACAGCCCUGUAGCGCGGCUUCAUCUUUACUAAUGAGCAUGUGCAGGGCUGCACCGGCCAAUCCCCGGUGCCCACGUCACUGACACGCGCGGCAGGCUUAGCAAUGGAUCUCAUAGGCGACACGUGGAGGGAGGCGUAGCCCAGACACGAGCCCUUCGGGAGGGUUUUGUUCGGGCGGCUCCUCAGGCGGUACCUCUGCGAAGAGGGGCUUGGAACGGUCGAUGACGAACAUCUCGUGUCCACGUUCAUCCCGGAAUUCCUCGAGCUGCGCAAAGGUGCAAGGCCCGUCUGAAUAGUCGUUGACGAAUAGUGUGCCUUCCCCCGGCGGCGCAGGCACCUUUUUCCGCCGGCGUCGGCGCCGGCAGAUCAUAGCAGCCAACAGCAGCGCGGUGAGCGCCAGCAGCGCGAUGGCCGCUGCGAUCGCCGUCUGCGUUGCUAGGCCCAGGGCACGGAAGGCCAUGCUGCCCGUCUCGUGCCGGGGCUCGUGUCCCACGGGGCGUGCAGCCGGGGCCUGCGGGGCGGGCGGCUGCUGUGACUGCUGCCGGGACGCGUUGACCAGGAGAUGAAAGGGCACACGCGCUUUGCCACCAGCAUUGGCGGCCUCGCAUUCGUACUUGCCGGCGUGAGCCAGUGUGAUGUUGGUGAGGAAGAGCAUGCCGCUGCCGGUGUCCCGGGUCGCAUGCCCACCCAGACCUGAUGUCCCACCUUCCAGCUGGGCUUGGGCUUGGGGUUUGCCAUCGCGAGGCUGGGGCACCUUUCUCCAGACCACCAGGGGCUGUGGGUAUCCCGAUGCCUGACAGGCUACCUGCAGGUCUUCCCCCAGGUUAGCUGUGAGCUCUGGGGGCUCCACGUUCACAGAGGGAGGAAUGCAGAUGAGGCUACCACCGGAUACUUCCAGUAGACUCUGUAGCGCCAGGCGAGGGGGCUCUGCACAUGUGAUCUUCUUGUCUCUGGAGCUCAGCAGCCGGCGGCCCCCCUCUUUGAUCCAAGAGCCCAGCCAGUGAAGGGCACAAUCACAACGCCAUGGGUUCUCUGUGUAGGGCAGAAUACAACCUAGGUAGAUGGGGUCCUGCUGAUCCAGACAGAAGCCCUUUCCCACCUCUUACAGAUGCCUAUGGAGUGCCAGAACCCCUUACCACCUCUUCCCUCAGUCCAAGUUCCUAGGAGUGUGUGUGAUCCCAGUUCCUGAAAGAGCAUCAGCUUCUCUGAAGUCCCAUUUUGCAAGCCUCCACGUCCUUGCAUAUUCCAGCCGCACUGAAAACCCUGUCGUCAAAUGCGCUCUCUCCAGGUUUUGCCUGCCUGCCCUCUGAGGACGAGUGGCAAGAGCCUCAGUUCUGUUAAGUUACUCUGUGGAACUGGUACUUGGCUUCCUUACACGGUGGGGUCCUUUACCAAGGCUGCAGGUUCUGGUGUGACCCUGCAGAGUAAUGCCCAUGGUCUGCCGACAGUAAGGCAAGACAGGAGGGAAAAUUACAGGGACACAGGAAGGGAGGCAAGUCUCCAGAGAAUCCGGUUGAAGCGUCUCACCAAGUGAGACUCAAGGAUUACGGCAGAAUUAACAUUUGCUUUGAAGACUGCCAACAUAACAGUAUUUCUUUUAAAUAUAGAAGAACGUUCAAGUAGCAGUGAACCAUACUUAAGGCAUAUAUAAAUAUGAUCUUCAAGAAUGACCUCACUCCUUUUGUAGGUAAUUUCUGGGGGAAUCACAAGACUAAACCUUUGUUUACAGUAAGGGCAUCUCCCCGGCAACCCUUGUUUCCUGGGGGGUUGCACUACCAUCUGUAACCCCAUCCAAGGCAGAGGAACCACCCUAUGGUCUCACUUAAGUUUUGUUUGUUUUAUUUUCCAGACAGGGUUUCUCUGUGUAACCCUGCCUGUCCAGGAUCUCGAUCUGUAUACCAGAGUAGCCUUGAACCCAGAGAUCCUCCUGCCUCUGUCUCCCGAGUGCUGGAACGAAAGGCUUGCACCACCGUACCCAACUCACUUAUGUUCUUUAACCAUCCUUAGAGAUGUAACUUCUGAAGCCAUCAAAACCAGUGUAUGUGGCUGCUGUCAAGGCGCUGGUGACUGUAAAAUCCACACCAGUGCUCUUGUGUGUCUUUCGUCCACAGCACCUGUCUUAACUCUCUUGUUUUACAUCUGUGUUAAUGUCCCCUUUAAUAAAC